This is a messenger RNA of Dendronephthya gigantea, 3793 nucleotides long. RefSeq names its product signal peptide, CUB and EGF-like domain-containing protein 2. NCBI's taxonomy places the organism in Eukaryota, Metazoa, Cnidaria, Anthozoa, Malacalcyonacea, Nephtheidae. Bases 1067 to 2743 code for a protein of 558 amino acids. The transcript is spliced from 11 exons. The record is from RefSeq and is a predicted model, not a curated record. Gene Ontology annotation, molecular function: calcium ion binding.
GGGCAAGAUAAAUCGCAUGGCCAUGGAUCUGUUUUGCAACUAAUCUAAAAUAUUUUUUCACACGGUAAUUGCCAAUGUUCCAGUUCAUAUCUGUGGUCUAGCCUCUCCGUUUCAGCGGUGUUAACGUUGAGGAUAUUUACGGUUAAUCAUAUUGAUGGCAUUUGAAUUAUCAUAUUUUGUAUUGUAUAUAUAACAGCUGAACAAAUUGCACACAAACACUACAGUGUUAUGACUAAAUAGAAUUUAAAGUGUACAAAGCAUUUUCUAUUUCAACUGGUUGGACGCUUGGCACCCAACUAUCAAGAUUACGUUCCGUGUUUUAAAAAUGAAAUAUCAGAAGACCACGCUGAUAAAUACUUAUGACAUCUUCUCAGCUUGUGGUACCAAAAACAAAACUCGACGAUCAGUUCACAUUCAUUUCACUCAGCUGGUGAAGAAAUGUAAACAGUUUAUACACUGUAGCUGUCGUUUAACCUUUAAAAAAUGCGAGAUUUGUGAUUUUUUAGUUAGAAAUUUAAUUAUAAUCCAUUGAAAUUUGUUGAAAUGUAGUGAAAUACUUAACUGAGUGUACUCAGAACAAUUUCAGUAUAGUUAUACUUGAACAUCAAAAACAACCACAAAAUAACUGUUGCUAUGGUAACUAUAUGUUGGAAUGUCACUGGCCGAGAUAAAAGGGGUUUUUUGCUAACGAGGUUUAUAAAAGACAAGUGUUUUCUCUGAAUUUUUGCUACUAAAUUUGUACUUUGAAGUAAGUUGCACAGUAUGGUGGUUGUCCAUAUAUAUCAUGUCAUGGUAAGAUGAUAUUUCAGUCAAUAACAGCUGCAGACAUUAAGGAGGUAUUAUUAAUAGCUUGAUUAGAAAUACCUCACCUCACAUGUGGUGUAAUUACUAUGGACAACAACAUGGAGCGAUUGACAUGAAAGACUCGAAAUCUCGUAUGAGAUCGUCUUCACAUUGCAAACUAGUACGUAUUUAACCCGAAAUACUGACGUGCUGAAAAAGAACUCACUUCAAUCAUUAAAGGCACACGACUUCGAUAAAGACAGUUUGUGCUGAAACAAACAAAAUGAGAUUGCUGUUUGUCACCUUUUUAUUGGUUUUCUUGCCAGGAGCGAUUGGGGCUCGAAAGAAACUGAAUAUUCCGUACGACUUAUUAUCAAAAAGCUCUAAAGGAUGGGGGACUAUCUCGAAAGCAACAAGCGUUUUAAAAUCAUCCAGAGUUUUUCCCUCCGAUCGCAAUUUAAUGAAACGUAUUGCUCUGGUCGAAUCAUCUCUGAACAGAACAUUGUCUGAAGGUGGAUUAUGGAACGUUGGAACUUGUGCCUUCUGGGGAGUCACACAAAAUCGACGAAAGUACGGUAAACGUUUGAAAAGAAUUCAGAAAAUGGUCGGACGAAAAUUUGGUAUAAACUGGAACCGGAUGACAUAUGAUCAACUUCAACGACCAAUGUAUUCGUUGAUUGCUGCUCGAAUGUACUUAUAUAUAAUGACAGAUACUAUCCCGCGAGGAGCGAAUGCACAGAGCAAAGUAUGGAGUAAUUACUACCAUAAUUGUGGGGAAUCUAAACUCUCAGUCAGGAAACGUUUGACGAAAAUAUUUAAGAAAGUUGUUCGUGGAUCAUGCCACAGCGGUUACAAGAAGUGUGAUCAUCACUGUGUUGAAGUUACCAUCGGUCAUGGUGAAUGUCGUUGUAAACCGCAAUUCAAAUUAGAAUCUGAUGGAAGGUCUUGCAAAGCGCAAACCUACCGAAACCCAUGCACAUUGGAUAAUGGCAAAGUUUGUGAACAUUCAUGCCUUAGGGUUCCUAAUACGAUUAUAUGUACAUGUCCUGAUGGUCACUACCUACACAGUAAUAGAUACAAAUGCAUUGAUGUGAAUGAAUGCUCAAUGUCUCCUUGUCAACACGAGUGUCAUAACACGCCUGGAUCAUAUUAUUGUUCAUGUUUUCCUGGAUAUUCUCUGGCGUACGACCAGAAAACAUGCAAAGCUGAUCGAAGCAGUGAUUGCAUUUCCUCGAAUGAUCCAAGCUGUGUCACUCGUUGUCUUCGUCGAGAUAACAUGCAGGGUGAAUGUGUAUGUCCUCCUGGCAUGGCUUUACAUCAUGAUAAUGAAACUUGUAUAGAAAGCAAUGGCUGUUUAACAUCAGAAGGGUUUUGUCAUCACAGUUGUUUGAGAACUGCCUCUGGCUUCUCCUGUGCCUGCAAAACAGGAUUUAUGUUGGACAGCAAUUCUGUAACUUGCACAGACAUAGAUGAGUGUACAAUUGGUGAACAUAAUUGCGAGAAAGGAUGUUUGAAUGUUCCUGGAAGUUACCAUUGUUCAUGUCCCCUUGGAUUUAAGUUAAAUAAAGACGGUCACACUUGUUCAGAUAUCAAUGAGUGUUUAUUGAAAACAGACCUGUGUAAAGCCCCCGCUAGAUGCCGAAAUACUGAAGGAGACUAUACAUGCCAAUGUCCGACAGGAUAUCAACUGAAUUCAACUGAUAACUGUGUUGACAUCAAUGAAUGCUCGGUGAAUAACGGUGGAUGUGAACAGACAUGUCGUAAUGUUCCUGGUAGUAGUCAAUGUGGGUGCAAUGCAGGAUAUCGUCUCAAUGUUGAUAUGAAAACAUGUCAGGACAUCAAUGAAUGUUUAGAAUUCACAGACAUUUGUAGUCACAAUUGCACUAAUAUCCCUGGAGGAUACAAAUGUUCCUGCCCCCCCGGAAUGAAAAGCAUCGAUAAUGGAGCACUGUGUUUGUGAAAUAUUGAAAGUAUAGAUGAUAAAUUAUCCUAUAUUGUGUUCUUCGUUUAACGACACCCGCAUAGUGGACUGGUACUCAAGCUUCUUAUGGCCGAUCUUGUUUCAAAGAUGCUGUGAUUGAAUCCAGGAUUAUUGGUCAUCGUAAGUGACUCAUAGUGUAGCCUAUUUCCUUAAUGACAUCGUAUAUAGUGUAUAUGAUGUAUCCAUCGUUUACUUGAGUAAACAUGCACGAUUUGAUUUGCAAAAAAUGCUCAAUUUUGUUUUGUAAAUAGUUGUGACAUAUAAUAUUAUAUAUAUAAGAAAGCACCGACGGUUGCACGAAACAGUUUAUCAGAAAUAAAUCAAAUAAUCAAUGAUUUCCAUGAACUGUAAUGAUCCCUUAUUCUAUAUGCCACAAGAAACGUAGAGGACCUGUGGAGCUACCGUAUAUUACAGGAUAUAUAUCAUGUAAAAGCUCUGAUGGUAACAAUAGAAAUAUAGAAAUGUACAUUAUAGGAUAGGAUAUAUAUAAAAGCACUCAUGGUUGCACAAAGCCAUGGUAAUUCAGAGGCUUUCCACAAGAGUGACAAGACCUAUGAUCGUGGACUCUUGAUAUAUGUCAGUUGAAAGACUAUAUUCUCCGUAUUUGUCGGUUGCACUUUCAGAUGGAACAUACACUAAAAUGUUUACUAUAUAAUGCAUUAUUAUUCAUAGUAAUAUUUGUUCUACUGGCAAUAAUCUAUUUGUAAUGUAUGGAAUCGUUUGAAUGAUUGAAAAAACAUUUUUUAGAAAAAGGAACUUCAUGGAACUGAUCGCACAUUGAUCGAGGCACGUGUAAUUACCAUGUUAUGAAUUUAAAGUCAAUAAUAUUGAUUUAUCAAUUUAAUUACGAUAUAUAAGCAUUAGUUCAAUCAGAUGAUUGUAAUUUAAAUUGUGUGUUAAUGAUUAUAAUCUAUUGUUAAGUCUAAUGUGAGGCAUUAUUCAGAUCAAAGAAUUAUAAGAUCUUGAUGAAAUAGACACCGGAAAGCACUCGUUUAAAAGCGUCUACCCGCGCGCGCGUCCACAGAGGAA